AUGGACAACGCGAAGUACCACAAGGGACGCCCUCGAGGAACACCAAACAGUCGCCAGUGCAAGCGAACCCUCCAAGAAGCGUGCGUUGCCUACGGCAUCCCCUUCGAGGAAAAAGGAAUUCAAGAGCGCCUUGUGGCAAAAGCUGUCGGAGGACACCGAGUUGUCUUUACCCCGCCCCAUCACUCGGAUUUGCAGCCAAUCGAGUUGGUUAUUGUGAAAGGCCAAGUCGGGCGGCGCUACGCUGAUGGAACCGGCUUGUCUGAGGUCAAGGCGCGCCUUGAAGAAGCAUUUGACGACCUGAAGCCCAGUUCUAUUCAAGGCUGCAUCAAAGCUUCCGAGGUAAAGCUGCAAAAGCUUUACGACCAUCUUGUGGAAAUUGAUGCUUUUGAAUCGGAUGAGGAUUCAUCAGCACAAAGUAGUGGCGCCACUGAUGAUAGCGACUGUGAGUACUCUAGUUAA
Messenger RNA from Aphanomyces astaci, 459 nucleotides. RefSeq lists its product as hypothetical. The transcript is spliced from 2 exons. Lineage: Eukaryota; Oomycota; Saprolegniomycetes; Saprolegniales; Verrucalvaceae. The record is from RefSeq and is a predicted model, not a curated record. The coding region runs from base 1 to 459 and encodes 152 amino acids. Gene Ontology annotation, molecular function: nucleic acid binding.